Messenger RNA from Sinocyclocheilus anshuiensis, 2063 nucleotides. Its product is annotated as mitogen-activated protein kinase kinase kinase MLT-like. The record is from RefSeq and is a predicted model, not a curated record. The coding region runs from base 121 to 1554 and encodes 477 amino acids. Gene Ontology annotation, biological process: protein phosphorylation. Gene Ontology annotation, molecular function: ATP binding; MAP kinase kinase kinase activity. The transcript has 12 exons. Lineage: Eukaryota; Metazoa; Chordata; Actinopteri; Cypriniformes; Cyprinidae. Gene Ontology annotation, cellular component: cytoplasm.
UAAUAUUCAUAAACCAAGCCUUUACCGUAGUAGGAUUCAUAAUUUGUCCAGCGGUCCCAAGCGAGUGUCCUCUUAUGGAAGUGCGGUAACACGAGACAAUGAGGCUCCGCAUAUUAUCUUAUGACUGGGAUUGUUCAGAGAGCGACAGACAAACGCGUUUCACCGGACCGCACGGAAAACACGACUAACAGCCACAGUGAAUGUCAGUAUGAGAUGUCGUCCCUCAGCGCUAGCUUCGUUCAGAUCCGUUUCGAUGACAUCCGCUUCUAUGAGAACUGCGGCGGUGGGAGUUUUGGGAGCGUGUACCGGGCACACUGGAUCUCACAGGACAAAGAAGCGGCUGUCAAAAAACUGCUGAAGAUUGACACUGAGGCUGAGAUUCUGAGUGUCCUGAGCCACAAAAAUAUUAUUCAGUUCUACGGAGCCAUUCUGGAAGCGCCCAACUAUGGCAUUGUCACAGAAUAUGCCAGCAGAGGAUCACUGUAUGAAUAUUUGUCCAGUGUUGACAGUGAGGAGAUGGAUAUGGAUCAAGUAAUGACCUGGGCAAUGGAUAUUGCUACAGGAAUGCAUUAUUUACAUGCCGAGGCCCCUGUGAAAGUCAUUCAUAGAGACCUGAAGUCAAGAAAUGUUGUGUUAACUGCAGACAAUGUAUUAAAGAUCUGUGAUUUUGGAGCAUCUAAGUUGGUUUCUCACACAACGCACAUGUCUCUGGUGGGCACCUUCCCUUGGAUGGCCCCUGAAGUGAUCCAGAGUCUGCCCGUCUCAGAAACAUGUGACACCUACUCAUAUGGCGUGGUAUUGUGGGAGAUGCUGACCAGAGAAGUGCCAUUUAAAGGUUUUGAGGGUUUGCAGGUGGCCUGGUUGGUGGUGGAAAAACAUGAGAGGCCGACCAUUCCCAGCAGCUGCCCCGCUAGCUUUGCAGACCUGAUGAGAUGCUGCUGGAUUGCAGAGCCCAAGGAAAGGCCACAGUUCAAACAGAUCCUGAGCACCCUAGAGACCAUGAAAAAUGACAGCAAACUGCCCGACCAAUGCAACUCCUUCUUACAUAACAAAGCAGAGUGGAGGUGUGAGAUUGAGGAGACGCUGGAACGCUUAAAGCAGUUGGAGAUGGAGUUGAGCUGUAAGGAACAGGAGCUGGCAGAAAGAGAAAGACGACUGACAGAGUGGGAAAACAGACUUAUGGAAAGAUCCAGAUCCUGCACUCCUCUGUUUUCACAUAUUUCCCCCUUGGCAGCCACUCUCAGUGCGGAGUCCUUCUAUGAGGCUCAUAUGGAGGAGAGCAAAAGCUCUGAGAUCAGCUGUCAGAUUUCAUCAACCUGCAGUAACGGGGAUCUGGGCCAGGCCAGCCUACAGAAGCUCAUGCUGGGGUUCGGGGGCGUCUUUGACCUGGAUAUGAACAUUCCCAGUGGUAACCUCAUCAGCCAAUCAGGGAUGCAGUUGAACAUGCAAGCAAAGAAGAAUUCCUCCAAGUCCUGCAGUGUUCGUGAGGGACGCAAACUGAACAUGGCCAUCACCAUGGACGACUUUGGCUGGUCUGAUGACGACAGUGAUUAGUGGAGGGCAGCACGGUACGAUAGGGCGGGGUUAGAUGGGGUCAGAGCCGGUCCAAGCAAGGUCAAAUGUCGAGAGUCAGAGCUAGCAAAAUCAGGAAUUUAUAGUUUAAACUGUAACGAUUGAUCUGAAUAUUUUAAAAGAUUGUUGCACCCAUGUGUGGUAUGUUUCAGUGAAAAAAAACAUGCAUUACUUGAUCCAGAGCAGAAUAUUACGCUACCCUGUUAGCAGUAGGGCUGCUGUUCUGAAUAUACCGGCUAACCAGUAUAAAUACCCUUUGAUAAAUAGCAAGGCAAGCACGAUGAAUGAUACUGCGUUGUAAUUGGGAAGAUACAGGGUACUGCAUAAAUGCCCAUAAAUGGCAGGAUUUACCAUUGGUAGAAGGGAUUUACCUCUGCCUUCUCUGAGUGAGACACCAGAUCAUACCGAGAUUUCCCGUGAGACACAUUAACAGUAUUUAUAAAGUGUGAUGUGAGAUUUAAUGGGAUUUCUGAAGCUGUGUUUUUGUAAAG